This is a messenger RNA of Camellia sinensis, 957 nucleotides long. RefSeq names its product kirola. Gene Ontology annotation, biological process: defense response. The record is from RefSeq and is a predicted model, not a curated record. NCBI's taxonomy places the organism in Eukaryota, Viridiplantae, Streptophyta, Magnoliopsida, Ericales, Theaceae.
CCAAGUAUUUUUCUCCAACUCUUGCCUUCAGUUCUAUCAUCCAUUGUUUGAUAAUACUUUGGGUUUGUUUUGGGGGAGGGUGAUUGUUGAGAUGGGUCUAACUGGUAAGUUGGUAAGGCAAGUGGAGAUCAAGUCUGAUGGUGAUGCGUUCCAUGAACUCUUUAGAGAUAAACCACACCAUGUCUCCACCAUGUCCCCUGGGAACAUACAUGGCGUUGAUUUGCAUGAAGGUGAUUGGGGACAUGUUGGCUCUGUCAUUUCUUGGAACUAUACUCAUGAUGGGAAAAAGAAGGUUAUUAAGGAGGUUAUCGAAGCAAUAGAUGAGGAAAACAAGUCAGUAACCUUCAAGGUUAUUGGAGGAGAUGUCACAGAGCUGUACAGGACAUUCAAAAUCACUGUUCAUGUGGAUACAAAGGGCGAAAACAACUUGGUGACAUGGACUUUUGAGUAUGAGAAGAAGAGUGAGGAUGUUGAAGAUCCAAAUACCUUGAUGGAUUUCGCCAUCAAUGUCUCCAAAGAUAUUGAGAGUCACCAUCUCAAGUCAUAGACACCUUUGGGCGUGUGUGUGUCAAAUGUCAAUCUUACCAGCUAAUAAUUGCAGUGUGGUGAAACUUCUAAGUAAGUGUGUAAGAUAAAAUAAAUAAAUAAGUGAAACUUCUAAGUGAGUGUGUAAGAUUAAAUAAAUAAAUAAGUUAACUCUUUUCUCUAAUAGCUUAAGUUGCAGAGGGUAUUAUCAAUGCACGAAUAUCGUGUAUUUAGUUCCUAAUAUUUAGUAGCCAAAUAUAUACGAGUAUGGGAUAAGCUUAAGUUAGAAUGCUCUCUUUAAUAACUUAAGUUUUUAGAUGAAUUGGCUGUUAACAAUUUACAUGUAUAAUCUAUUUUCUGGCUACUUUUGUAUCAGUUAAUAUUGUAAAUUAUUGGUUAAUCUUCAUGGCGAUGAAGUUUUUAUUAGUAGAA